CACGAUCGUACCCAUAGAGCCAAAUAAUAGACUGAUCCUUGAAAGAUUGAGUGACUGAGACCAUGUCUGACCAUUACAGAACGGCCGUGGAGGGUACCCUCCAGCGUAAUUUGUCAACCGUUUUGUCAAGCGAAAACAACGCCGACAUGAAAUGGAGCUAUGUUUCUGGGGAAAGUUCUGAGCCCUUAAGUAGCAAGCCUCUUAGUCAAUUAUUCGAUGAAAAGACUACGGAGUUUGCCUCACGGACCUGCAUUGUGUCUACCUAUCAAGGUAUCAGCAAGACCUUUGCCGAGGUCAAGAAAGAAGUGGACCGUUUGGCUGCUGGGUUAAUAUCCUUGGGUAUGAACCAAGGAGACCGACUCGGAAUUUGGGGCAUCACUUGCUAUGAAUGGUAUCUGGUCCAAUUUGCGGCUGUCAAGGCCGGAUUAGUGUUGGUCAAUAUCAAUCCCGCAUACCAAGCGGCUGAAUUGAAGUAUUGCUUGAAUUUGGUGGAUGUGAAAGGUCUGGUGUGCUCUGAAACGUUUAGAACCCAGAAUUAUUACAAGAUAUUGAAUGCUGUUGCUCCUGAAGUGGAGGGAUCCAAGCCCGGGGCCAUCAAAUCAGCCAAUGCUCCUGCCUUGGAAAAGUUGGUCAUGAUCUCUGACAAAGAGUUUGCGGGAGCCUUUCGAUUCCAAGACGUCAUGAAGAUGGGGGACUGCAAAGAACAAAUUGAUAAAUUGAACGGUUUGCAAAACAGAUUGCAAAUGGAAGACCCUUGCAAUAUCCAAUUCACCUCGGGAACUACUGGAAAUCCCAAGGGAGCUUGUUUGUCCCAACACAAUGUUGUGAACAACUCACGAGUCAUUGGAAAGCGACUGCAAUACGACCAAAAGCCCCAUGCGAUUUGCCUUGCUGUUCCGUUUUACCACUCCUUUGGGUGUGUUAUGGGCAACAUUUGUGGCUUGACCUUUGGGGCCAAGGUUGUGAUACCCGCUGCUCAUUUCAAUGCCAAGUCUUGCUUGGAAGCCAUCGAGAAGGAAAAGUGCACGGCAAUUUAUGGCUCACCAACCAUGUUCGUGGACAUGCUCAAUUUACAACGAAGACAUGCCUAUGACGUUUCCUCCGUUGAAACUGGCAUCAUGGCAGGAGCCUCUUGUCCCACGGAACUUUGCAAGAACGUCGGCAAAGAAUUGAAUAUGACCCGGUUUACAGUCGCCUAUGGUAUGACUGAGACAGGCCCAGUCACGUUCCAGGCAUUUCCUGGAGCGUCAACCACGUUGUACGUGACCCCGCACGUGGAGGCUAAGGUUUGUGACGAAAACGGGAAAUUACUCCCUUGCGGAUCUCCCGGAGAGGUGUGUAGUCGAGGCUACACGACGAUGCUGGGUUAUUGGAAUGACGAGCAGAAGACCAAAGAUUCUAUUGAUUCCAAGCGUUGGUUCCACUCCGGAGACUUGGGUGUCAUUCAUGAGAACGGGAGCUUAGAAAUCGUAGGUCGGAUCAAGGACAUGAUCAUCCGUGGAGGAGAGAACCUUUUCCCGAAGGAGAUCGAGGAGUUACUUCAUCAACAUCCCAAAGUCAUGGAGGCCAGUGUGGUGGGAAUUCCCGACGAGCGGAUGGGUGAGGAGCUCUGUGCUUGGAUUCGCCUGGAGGACAACACUCAAUGUACUGAGGAGGAGCUCAAGGCUUACUUCAAAGGAAAAAUCGCCCAUUUCAAGAUUCCGAGAUUUAUCAUUUUCGUUGACAAGUUCCCGGUGACUGUCACGGGAAAGAUUCAAAAAUUCAAGAUCAUUGAGGAGAGCAUCAAGAAAUUGGCGCAUUAAAACAUGACAUGAAAUGAAAUUGAUUUUGAGUCUAUUUCAAAACCAACGAUGAUUGUGCUGCUACCGAUUCAAUAA
This is a messenger RNA of Tigriopus californicus, 1877 nucleotides long. Its product is annotated as medium-chain acyl-CoA ligase ACSF2, mitochondrial-like. The transcript is spliced from 10 exons. The record is from RefSeq and is a predicted model, not a curated record. Gene Ontology annotation, biological process: fatty acid metabolic process. Gene Ontology annotation, molecular function: medium-chain fatty acid-CoA ligase activity. NCBI's taxonomy places the organism in Eukaryota, Metazoa, Arthropoda, Copepoda, Harpacticoida, Harpacticidae. The coding region runs from base 63 to 1802 and encodes 579 amino acids.